Messenger RNA from Gastrolobium bilobum, 351 nucleotides. RefSeq lists its product as uncharacterized. The record is from RefSeq and is a predicted model, not a curated record. Bases 1 to 351 code for a protein of 116 amino acids. Lineage: Eukaryota; Viridiplantae; Streptophyta; Magnoliopsida; Fabales; Fabaceae. The transcript has a single exon.
AUGGAUCCAAGUGUUAAGCUUCUACUGAAUCAGCGAGAGUCCUUUUCAGAUCCUGAAAAGUAUAGAAGAUUGGUUGAAAAACUGAACCAACUCACAGUCACUCGGCCUAACAUUUCAUUUAUAGUUAGUGUGGUGAGUCAGUUUCUUAAUUCUCCAUGUCAAGAACAUUGGAAUGCUGUCAUUCCUAUUCUCAAGUAUAUUAAGGAAUCUCCAAGAAAAGGCCUUGAAUACGAAGAUAAAUGUCAUGUUAAAGUUGUCGGAUACUGUGAUGCUGAUUGGGUCGGUUGUCCUACUGAUAGGAGAUCUAAUACUGGAUAUUGUGUCUUUGUUGGAUGCAACUUGGUUUCCUGA